AUGCGUUCCGUCCUUAUUCCAAUAAUUCUAUUGGCAUCUUCAGUCAGUGCCUCUCCUUUCAAGAGGUAUGAUAUGCUCAAAAGAUAUGAUAAUACUACUGAAAGUUCAACUGAACUUUCCUCCUCAUCCGGAGGAUUCACAGCAGACAUUAUUGCAUCAUCAAGUACAUUAUCAUUAGUAGAUCCAACUACUUCAGCAGUAGUGUCAUCAGAUCCACCAGCUUCUUCAGAGGAUCCAACUACUACUACUUCUGACGAUCCAGCCACCACCACUCCAGGAAGUAGUGCUGAUAUUAAUACCACCGUUACUGUCAAUGAUUAUAUUACAGUCACUUUACCUUCAACCACCAUCACUUUAAGUGGUUCAAGUGCUAGUGAACAACUUGCUAGUUUGAAAUCUGGUGUGGUCGAUGCUCUUGUUCUUGAUCCAACUAUCACUACUACUGUGACUUUAUAUGGAUCAACUACAUCAAAUGGUGUUGUAACUUCAGUUCCAACUAAUACUUUAACUUCUACUUAUCAAGAUUUAACCACUUCAACCAUUACAAAGUAUAUUACAAUUACUGAAUCAGAUGGUCUGCUUUCAGUUGAACCAGUAGAAUCUACUUCUUCAGUUCCAUACUGUAUUCCAACUACUGUAACUGCUACUGAAACUGAAACUGUUACCGUUACAGCUACCCCAGAACUUUCUAGUGGUGCAGUUGUUUUCACCUCUACAUUUAUUUCCUCAUACCCAGUUACUGCAGCUUUCACUUACGCUGGUAACAUCACCACUAUUACAAGUUACAUUGAUGUCACUUCCACUCAAGUUGUAACCACCACUGCCUCCUCACUUUCCUCAACUUCAGUUGAUCCAUCUUCAAGUUAUGCUUCAUAUUCUUUUGAUUAUUCGGCUGCAAGAGCAGGUAACAAUGCUACAGUUUACUCAUCAGUCGCGCCAUCCACUUCUGCUUCUGCUGCUUCUACAGCUGGCCCAGCCAAAAGAAGUCUUUUCCACUUCUUAUAA
This is a messenger RNA of Scheffersomyces coipomensis, 1005 nucleotides long. RefSeq names its product Pga54p (gene PGA54). The coding region runs from base 1 to 1005 and encodes 334 amino acids. NCBI's taxonomy places the organism in Eukaryota, Fungi, Ascomycota, Pichiomycetes, Serinales, Debaryomycetaceae. The transcript has a single exon. The record is from RefSeq and is a predicted model, not a curated record.